AUGACGAAAACAUUACAUAUCACUUUAAUAAUUCUCUCGACAAUAGUACAGUGUUUCAAUGUGAAUACUUUGUCUAUAAAAUAUAACAAGUUAUCAAGUAAAGUGUUUGAUACAAACAAUAGUGAACAAUUAGUGCUGUUAAAACCGUUCCAAUAUUAUAAUUGUUUUAUGUGGCAUCGCACGGACAAUUUAGUUCAAUGGAAAAGGCGCCGAAGAAACUACAUUCCCGCAAUAAAGUUGGCGGUGAUGCGACAUAGAUUAAGAGAGAAGAGGAAUGCUAUUAGUGAUAUAGAAGAACGUACUGGCAGGCGUGAGAGGACAGGUUCUAUUUUAAGAGUGAGCCCAUCGGCAGUUCCUAUGUCUCUGGUAGCAAGAUUCAAGCUGCAGUGGCCAGUGAAGUUGUGGAAAGAGUACGGUCUUUAUACGGAUGAUUACCUUACAUUGAUUAACUCGCAUUGGCUGCGUUUCCCACCACCCGACCCUGGAGUGAACUAUCUGCUGGGGGGGCUCUACGUGGUGAUGAUGGUCGUAGGAUGCUCGGGGAAUACCCUAGUUCUCUAUAUGUAUAUCAAGUGUCGAAGUCUGCGGACCGCGGGAAACAUCUUGGUAGCAAAUCUUGCACUCAGUGACUUUCUGAUGCUGGCUAAGACACCGGUAUUCAUUUAUAACUCCUUCUAUCUGGGUCCGGCGUUGGGAAAACCGGGUUGCAUCAUCUAUGGAUUUCUGGGCGGGUUAACAGGAGCAACCUCCAUCGCCACACUAUCUGCUAUUGCACUGGAUCGCUACUGGGCGGUGGUGCGCCCCCUGGAGCCGCUUCGAGCGCUGACGGCAAUUCGCGCGCGACUUCUCGCCGUGUCCGCCUGGCUCUAUGCGGCCAUCUUCGCAUCCAUCCCCGCCUUCGACUUCGGAUUCGGACAUUACGUUCCCGAAGGCUACCUCACCAGUUGCAGCUUCGACUACCUCACCGAAGAAGCAGCACCACGCUACUUCAUAUUCGUCUUCUUCUGCGCCGCGUGGCUCGCACCUUUCUGUACUAUAUCGUUCUGCUACCUAAACAUAUUCCGAGUAGUCGCCUGCAACAGAAAUGUCGCCACCUCCAACCAAGAGCAACGACUGUCUUCGAGACAUGUCAAAGAGAGAACCAAACGCAAAGCUGAAAUAAAACUUGCAUUCCUCGUUAUUGUCGUCAUAGCAUUAUUUUUUAUAUCGUGGACGCCGUACGCGGUAGUAGCUCUUCUUGGUAUAGCCGGUAAAAAAGACCUUAUUACCCCCAUAACUUCCAUGAUACCCGCAUUGUUUUGUAAAACUGCCGCUUGUGUAAAUCCUUUUAUAUACAUCAUAACUCACCCUAAGUUUCGUAUUGAAUUUAAAAAAAUGAUAUAUAGGGAUAAAUCGAAACGGAUGGGAGGCACCAUGAAAACUACAGCAUAUACCACAGAAGUUACGAAACUGCACAGACCUAGCAAAGAUCUAAGUGAUACUGACGUGGAAGUUGUGGAAAUGAGUAAUAUACCAUAUCAAAGCGAAGAAGUCGGUGAGCAACCGGGAAACAUACAAACAAUAUCAUCGAAACUGGCAGCACGUCAGGAUACGUUGAAAAGUUUAAGUAUGAAAAGCUUCGAGGAAAACGUGGUAGCACCGCCAUCAUGGUACGCCAAACCGAAAUUUGCAAAGAAGAAGAGUUUUCACAGGAGAUCUACUAAAAGUGUAAUAUCAAUAAACUAA
Messenger RNA from Chilo suppressalis (striped riceborer), 1725 nucleotides. Lineage: Eukaryota; Metazoa; Arthropoda; Insecta; Lepidoptera; Crambidae. The record is from the annotation of a GenBank genome assembly.